Messenger RNA from Gadus chalcogrammus (walleye pollock), 6924 nucleotides. RefSeq names its product sodium- and chloride-dependent GABA transporter 2-like. Gene Ontology annotation, cellular component: membrane. The transcript is spliced from 16 exons. Gene Ontology annotation, biological process: sodium ion transmembrane transport. Lineage: Eukaryota; Metazoa; Chordata; Actinopteri; Gadiformes; Gadidae. The coding region runs from base 1790 to 3574 and encodes 594 amino acids. The record is from RefSeq and is a predicted model, not a curated record.
GUGAGAGGACAGGUUUUUCUAGUUCCAUGAGAGGAAAGGUUUCGCUCGCUUACGUAGCCUCUGGGAUCAGAUUCAAGGUUUCAUUCAACCCAAGCUGUCAACCCAAGGAGCAACAGGUAGGUUUUAAUAUUUUUUUCUUUAUCGCUAAGAAGAAAUGUGUAUAUUGCCAUCUUUGAAAAUGUCUAUAUAUGAUAUAUUUAUAUAUAUGCGUCUAAAUUAAGCAACAUAGUACAAAACUAUUAUCAUUGCAUGUAUUGAUGCAUUUUUCUGUUCACUCUCCACUUUGUUGACAUUUGUGGGAAAUGGCUCUGCGUCCACAUAUAUAUUGUGGACUUCAGCUGUAGACUGUCUUAUCUUGUUUCAGUAAAUGUAGCACCCAGUGACAUAAGGACCCCAUUAUUAUUCACAUGAAUACAGGGCACGGUCCAGUCCGAUCGCUCUACAUUCAUCGAAAUGUUUUGGAAAUAUUACAUGACAUGCAAUUAAACCAAUCUACAAUAAAUUCACAUAAGACAAAUUACAUGUCAUCGAAACCUUUCCCAAUGAGAAAAGAUUGCAAAGUUUUCAGUUUCAGUCUAGGUCUUUGUAGAGUAGGCUUGCAUAGUACAGACCAAUAUUAAGAACCGGUAUGUUUUGUUUGAAGAACAAUGAAGCUUAAGAGAAAGAAAAGUGACACCAGAGGGGUAUUCGUCAAUGACCGGUUUUAUCACAUAACCGGGUAAGUUAACCCAGGGUUUUCCGUUCCAAAAUAAACACGGUAUGUUAGUUACUAUAGAAACAUAUGCUCUGAAUCAAACCUGAGAGGUAUUCCACAAAGCCGGUUAACUGGGUAAGUUAAACAAGGGUUUGCGGUAACCCUAGGUUUUCUAUUCCAAAAUGACCUCACGGUAUGUUAGUUACUAUAGAAACAUAUGCUCUGAAUCAAACCUGGUCGGAGCAGGUAUUGCGCAGGUUAAGUUUUGAACAUAACCCGGUUUUGGGGAUUUAAACCUGCGUUCACCGCAGAUUUCAUGUGUUCACAAUGGCAUGCCCUUUUGAUGAGAGGCCUGAUGAUAUCGGCGUGCAAAUUAUUCGUGCAAUCCACCAGGAGCGAUUAAUAAGACCACGGCUCGACAUCUUGGCAUAUCGGAUGACUUUUUGCUGGAGAGAUAUAGAUUCUCGCGCAAGUCUUUAAUAUAUUUAAAUAGCCUUCUCGAGCCUUACAAAGCCAACACUACCAAUCGGGUCCUGUCCUCAGUUCACUCCAGACUAUUUGCAGCCCUCUGUUUUUUUGCAAAUGGUAGUUUUAUCUAUAGUGUUGGAGAUGCUGAGCACAUCUCAGUCCUUCUAGAUGACCCAUCCACGUCCGGACCAAGAUUUUCAUCGGCCUCCUAUCAUACAAAGAGCAAUAUUGGCUGACCUAUGCCGAGAGGCGCUUACAACAGAAAGUAUAAAAUAGUCCUAACGGACAUACGUCCACUGGAGAAUGUUCGAUCGUAGCCGGCGGCUCCAUUACAAGCACUAGCCGCCAUUAUUUUACUACUUAUUAAAUAUAAUCAUUGAAACAGUCAAAGUAAAGCUUACACACUGCAUAAUUGUCAAGCUUGACAAACAUAAUAUUGAUUCUCAAAAUGAAGAGGUGUGCCUCUGGUGUGCAGGGAUGAAAACGCAAAAAAGAAGAUGAAAAGAAAGCCCAGUAUAGAGAUGCACUCAGGCAAUAUUUGCAGAGCCCAGCACCUGCAGGAGAAAGGACACCUGAUCCUUCAUGUUCACCUCUCUCUGAACUUUCUGGAGCGCUGGAGAGGUUGACAUGGAGCAGGGCUACAAGUCAGGGAAUGCAGUACAGAGUGGGGACAUUCCAACCAGACCCCCGGAGAGGGAGCAGUGGGCCAAUAAAGUACAGUACUUUCUGGCAGUGGCUGGAAACAUUGUUGGUCUCGGAAAUGUCUGGAGGUUUCCAUACCUUUGCUACAAAAACGGUGGUGGGGCCUUCUUCAUACCUUACAUCUUGUUUCUGAUCACCUGUGGGAUCCCCCUCUUCUUCCUGGAGACGUCCUUGGGCCAGUACACUAGCCAGGGGGGAAUCACCUGUUGGAAAAAGAUAUGUCCACUAUUUCAAGGCCUAGGCUUCGGUAAUCAAGUGGUGGUCUUGUACACUGGUGUGUACUACAUUGUCAUCCUGGCGUGGGCCAUUCUCUUUCUCUUCUUCUCCUUCCAUGCGGAGCUUCCCUGGGCGACUUGUGGAAACAGUUGGAACACAGAAACCUGUUUUGAGCAUGGUCAUAAUCGAACCUCGGAAGGAGACAUCUUGACGGACACAUCUUCUGUCAUAGAGUUUUGGGAGAGAAGAAUAUUAGGUUUGUCAGGUGGAAUUGAGGAUCUUGGCAAUGUGCAUUGGGAUCUUGCCCUUUGUCUACUGCUUGCCUGGGUCAUCUGUUACUUUUGUGUCUGGAAUGGGGUGAAGACGACAGGAAAGAUAGUGUAUUUCACUGCAACUUUUCCGUAUCUGAUGCUGUUUGUGCUGCUGGUUCGCGGCCUGACGUUACCAGGGGCUAAAGACGGGAUCAUCUUCUACCUCUACCCUGACCCGUCCAGACUCAUGGAUCCACAGGUAUGGUUGGAUGCUGGCAGCCAGAUAUUUUAUUCCUAUGGAAUAUGCACUGGUGUUUUGACCGCUUUAGGGAGUUACAACAAUUACAGCAACAACUGCUACAGAGACUGUAUCUAUCUGUGCCUGUUGAACAGCCUCACCAGCUUUGUAGCUGGCUUUGCCAUCUUCUCUGUGCUUGGUUUCAUGGCAUACGAGCAGGGCGUGGAUAUUUCCAUGGUAGCCGAAUCAGGUCCUGGGCUGGUGUUCAUAGCAUACCCCCGUGCAGUGUCCAUGAUGCCUGUACCUCAGCUCUGGGCUGUCUCCUUCUUCAUUAUGAUCAUCUUCCUGGGUUUGGACAGUGAGUUUGUUAACCAAGAGUCUUUGGUGACUGCGUUAUCCGACCUGUAUCCCUCAAUCUUCAGAACUGGUGUUCGGCGUAAACUCCUUUUGCUCGCCCUCUGUGUUGGAAGCUUCCUCAUUGGUCUUUUGAUGGUCACAGAUGGCGGACUGUAUGUUUUUCUGUUAUUUGACCACUAUGCCUGCAGUGGAAUGACACUCCUUUUUUUUGCGAUUCUCCAGUCUGCAUGCGUGGGUUGGGUAUAUGGUUCAGAUCGUCAUUAUGAUAAUAUACAGGAUAUGAUUGGCUACCGGCCCUGGCCUUUCAUGAAAUACUGUUGGCAGUACCUUACUCCAGCGGUCUGCACUUGCACUCUGGUCUUUUCUUUGGUGAAAUAUACGCCUCUGAAGCUUAACAACGAAUAUGAAUACCCCUGGUGGGGCUACGUCAUCGGCGGGUUCUUGACUCUCUCAUCGACCAUGUUGGUUCCGCUCUGGAUGCUCUACGCCUUGACGGUCACUCCUGGCUCACUAAGCGAGAGAGUCACAGCGCUGUGCAUGCCAGCGAAGGACCUACCAUCUCCGCCAACCAAGAAGAAACACGAGGUGUUCCAGACCUUCACAGAGCUACACACACUGCGCACCAGUUCCAGCCGAUCCAACCGCUGAAUCAUACUAGAAAUUAGUGAUACCAUUUUUAACAGACUUUUUUUUUACCGAUUUUUUUUAUGUUGUGUGUACAAUGGCAAUGCCUUUAUUUUAAAACUGUUGAAUAAAUUGUGAUAUAAUGUUGUGAUAAAGGUUAAAUAUGUUUUUUAUUCAGAGAAAUAAGGUAAACCCUGGGUUCAAUACCCAGGGUCUUUGUUUUGGCACGUAAACCCAUCAAAUAACCCCUCCAGAUUCUUUUUUCAUCGAAAAUCGAGUAUAGAGUUUGCCCGGCGCAAUGUUUGGCUUCCAUGUUAUUAGCUUGGGAUGGUGAGUUUUGCUUCCAAAUCGGCAUUUUUUAACCACUAAUAUUGCUAAAAAAAAUAGCACCAAACCUUUGCAGUAGCAUGACUAGGGUCCCUACACAUAAAAGGAAGCACCAACAACUUAUGCUGUAAUCCAUUUGGAUGGUACGCCGGUACGCGCAAGUUGCAAGUUGCAAAUCUCCCAGCUUUCUUGCGGCAUUUCAAUGAGGCACGCCCCCUUUGGUCGUAGUAUCUCGUUUCUUUGAAAGUAGAGCGAGUUCAGUGAGGCCAAACAUAGUACUCGUCAACAAAAAUGGCUGCGCCCGUAAAGAGAUUUAUUUUUUUGUAUUUGUAUCACGUUGGUCAUUUUAAUGUAGAUUUUAAAUGCUUUUACACACUUGAUUACUUUGCGACUUUAUGCCGGUCAUGCAUUGCACGGUCUUGCUGUGUGUACAAUACAAUGUAAAGUUGUGUUGUUUGUUUUCGAGCUUGUUUGCCAAAGAGGCUUAUGUAGCUAACAAUAAAAAUGACUAGCCAAUGAGAAACGGGAAGCUACUAUGCCACAAGGUCGAAGCUACUACGACCUUGUGGCAUUUGCCUCCGCAAAUGCCACAAGAAAGCUGGGAGAUUUGCAACUUAUGACUUGCACGCACCAGUGUACCAUCCAAAUGGAUUACCGUAUUAGUUAAAGACGACAUCGCCACUGAAAAAAGAACUGGCUGAGUUUAAGGAGGACAUUAACCAGAAACUUGUCAAAAUAAACGCAGACGUAGAAGGACAAAAUGAUAAGAUAGACGCCACUUUGACUCACACUGAAGAAGUCGAGCAUUGGAGUACUGACGCAAAACGUGCAAUGAAGGACAUACUAAAGGAGCAGAAAAUAAUGAUGGAUAUGCUGAAUGACUUAGAAUCGAGAUCCAGGCGGAAAACAACCUCCAAAUAUACGGCAUUCCAGAAGAUGCAGAGCUAAGAAGCAAAUCGGUCGUGGCGUUUAUUGACAAAUGGUUAAAAGACGAGCUUUCAAUCGAAACAGACAUUCAGAUUCAACGAGCCCACGAGCCCUGGCGCCGAAGCCAAAGACAGGACAACCACCAAGGUCGAUUAUCCUCAACUUUCAGCAGUUUAAUGUGAAGGAGAUGGUUUUGAAAGAGGCGCGGGGAAAGAAAACGGUCAACCUCGGAGAAACAAGGAUUUAUUUUGAUCAUGACUACUCUGUGAGGAUGCUGCAACAACGCAAAGCGUACGCGAUCAUGAAGAAGAUUCUAAAGGGGGAAGGCAUCCGCUUUCAGACACCCCUCAACAAGAUGCGUAUCCACUGGGCUAGUGGAAUUAAGACGUACAGCAGCGUGGAGGAAGCAGUUGGGGACAUGAGGAGAGCCUCGCAGGCAGGCACACGAGCGAAAGGACGACUGCAAGAAUUCCAACGCGAGGACAACAAGGCCAGAUGAAUACCUGACUCUAAGUAUAAAUGUGAAUAACAUAUCCUUAAAGUGUAAUACAGGUCAAAAAUGAAAAAAGGUAUUGUUAAAUUCGGAUUUAGAUAUCAGACUUGUUGGCUCAAAGGGACUGAAGCACAGCUGCCUGCAACAUAGUCUAGUAUGGUCGAAUCUAUCCCUUACGGGUUACAUCUUACUGCUAGUUGGGGGCCCUUCUCUUAUGGAAGGUAUAUCCCCUCAAAACUAACUGAGGGUCAAUAUAUGAGGGUUGUUGACAUCUCUUUUUGGAGCUAGCUUUUUCUGUUUAUAGCUAUGCUACGUUAUUUUUUCAUAUGUUUGUUUCAUAUGAUGUCAAGUGCCUAUGGUUAUCACACUGUUAGCCUGAGGGGGAGACACCCCAAUGUGAACAGACCAAAAACCGCCAAUGACUACCAAACAAGAAUGUAUCAAGCUUAUGUCUCUAAAUGUUAAUGGCUUAGCAAACCCAGUCAAAAGAGCUAAAAUUAUAAAAAUUAUAACAAAUUGUGUAGCUAUAAAAUUAUAGCAAAAAUUAAAAGGAGAGUAGGCAGAUUAACUUUCUGCAAGAAACCCACCUUUCACAAACAGAACAUGAAAAGUUGAAAAGAUUUGGAUUUAAAAACACUUUUGAUCCCAAAAUUGAGCGGAAGUACGUUGACUCCCAUUCUAUCACCCACAAAAGAGGUGUUGCAAUGCUAAUUCGCAAAUGCCACCAAAUUUGAAUAUCAAAAAGACAUAAAAGAUAAAGAGGGACGUUAUAUUAUUGUAAAAGGAACAAUUGACCAAGCAAUGGCAACAUUGGUGAGCAUAUAUGCCCCACCUGAAAGCGAUAAACACUUCUUUAAAUCCCUAUUUGAUUUGAUUGCUGUAGAAAUAGAAGGUGUAUGUAUAUGGAGGAGAUCUCAAUGUGAUAAUGAACUAUGACCUAGACACAACUAGUUGCAAGAGAAAUAGGAAACCUAUCACAAAGGUAGUGAAAAGUACAUGGGAAGAAAUGGGCUUUUUUGAUGUAUGGAGGGAACUACAUCCACUACAGAGAGACUUCAGUCAUUAUUCAGCAGCACACUCAGUAUACUCAAGAACUGACAAUUUUUUUAUGCAGAAGGAAGACAGGGAUAGAAUACAGGGAUGUCAAAUUGGAGUUGCCAAUUUGUCGGACCAUAGCCCAAUCUAUUUAAAAAUAUAUGUGAAGUCCAGACGAAAAGACACAUUUUGGAGAUUAAACGUAGGGAUAUUAAAUAACAAACAGGUGGUCGAACCAAUCAAAGCUGAAAUACAGAAGUACUUAGAGGAGAAUGAUAAUGACGAGACAGACCCAGCAAUACUAUGGGAUGCUCUAAAAGCUGUCAUACGAGGAAAAUUAAUUGCAAUUACAAAUAAACUUAAAAAAGAAAAAGAAACUCAGUACAAGUCUCUGUUAGCUGACCUGAAACAAUUGGAACAAAAACAUUAAGAGAAAAAAGACAAAACAAAUAGAGCAACAAAUGAAAGAGGUGAGAAACCAAAUUAAUAUAAUACUACAACAGGAAAUAGAGAUAAAGGCUAGGUAUUUAAAACAAAAUUUCUAUGAAUUAGCCCCUAAAGCUGCCGAAUUAUUGGCGAGAAGAUUACGUAA